Messenger RNA from Octopus sinensis (East Asian common octopus), 2061 nucleotides. RefSeq names its product zinc finger protein 665-like. Bases 611 to 1558 code for a protein of 315 amino acids. The record is from RefSeq and is a predicted model, not a curated record. NCBI's taxonomy places the organism in Eukaryota, Metazoa, Mollusca, Cephalopoda, Octopoda, Octopodidae. Gene Ontology annotation, molecular function: RNA polymerase II cis-regulatory region sequence-specific DNA binding; DNA-binding transcription factor activity. Gene Ontology annotation, biological process: regulation of transcription by RNA polymerase II. The transcript has 2 exons.
UUUUUUGUUUUUCAUUUAUUCGUUUGUUUUCUUCUAUAUGUAGACUAAAACAAAAAUUUCAAGUAGUUCUUGUAGUAGCGUAUUUCGUUGUUUACAUUUCAAUUUUUCUUUUUACUAUUAUUUCGCUUCAGUUUUGUUUCGUCAGGUUUGUAAAGAGAAUAACAACCCAGGGCUGGUAUUCCCUUUAUGCUGGAAAGUUUUCUACCUGAAGGAUUGUGAUUCAACAGACUUAGUUGAAACAAACUUUGUUACAUUUAUCAGCCUUUUUUUUUUUUUUAGAUUAAAAAUAUCCUAAACAUCCUGAGCUGAAUAGUAAGAUAGCUGUGACUAAAUUUGAAAUUUAAACUGACUCAAAAUAUUACUAGUGAAUGGUCUGAAGUAAGCACCAAGAGAUUUAGAUUGAGAAGAUAUAGUUCAGUGUGAAACUUGGAACAUUUGUAUUUUUAUUGAAAUUUCUUUUGUAUUUGUAAAUGUUUUCAUAAUUCAUCAAUAUUUUGAAAAAUUGGUAUAUUUAACAUGAUUUAAAUACCUGAAACACUUUUCUGGUGUGAAGUUUAUGUGAAAACAGUUUUUUCAAAAGAGUAAUUUGUCUGCAUGUGAAUGUGUUAAGAUGGAGGAAAUAUACUACUGUGAAUUUUGUAAUAAGUUUCUUUCUACCAGUCAAGCAUUGAAUGCUCAUAAGCUCAUUCACUCAAGAGAAAGACCAUACCGAUGUGAGGAUUGUGGAGAAGCAUUUACUCUGAGUACUGAAUUAUCAUCACAUAAAUGCGCUUUCCAUGUAGGAGACAAACGUAAGCACUGUGAAAUUUGGGGGAAAUCAUUUUCUAAAAAUUCCAACUUAUCAUCUCAUAAACGUGCAAUUCAUGCAACACAAAGACCUUACGACUGUGAAAUUUGUGGAAAAUCAUUUUCUCAAAAAGGAACUUUAUCAAAUCAUGUACGUACCGUUCAUAUUGGAGAAAAGCCUUACAAGUGCACUGUUUGUGAUAAAGGUUUUGCUGCACGAGCAUCGUUAAAAUAUCAUAGCUACCAUCAUACAGGAGAAAGGCCCUACCAUUGUGAAGUUUGUGGGCACACUUUUACUAGAAUGACAUGCUUAGAAAAACAUAAACGAGUACACACAGGAGAAAAACCAUACACUUGUGAUGUUUGUGGAAAAGCAUUUUCAAGAAGAUUUAGCUUAAGAAGACAUCAAAUUCUCCACACUGGAUUAAAACCUUAUAUUUGUGAAAUCUGUGGGACAGCAUUUUCAGAUUACAGUAACUUGGCUGGCCAUAAACGUGUUCAUACUGGUGAAAGGAAAUACCAGUGUGAAACUUGUGGCAGAGCAUUUUGUACUAACCGUAGCCUUUCAUCUCAUAAAUAUAAUCAUAGUGGUGAAAAACCAUACCACUGUGAUAUUUGUGGGCUAAAAUUUUCUCUUACGAGCUACUUAUUGGCUCACAGAAAUAAUAUCCAUUUUGGAGAAAAGCGCUACCCUCGCAAAGUUUCUGGGAAAGCUUUUUCUAAAAAGGAUUCACUUAAAAAAACACAAGCACAUUCACACAUGAGAAAAUAGUACUCAAAACUGACCUCGCCUGUGCUGGUGCCAUGUCAAAAGCACCUAGUCGACUCUGCAGUAUGGUUAGUGUUAGAAUUGGCAUCCAGCUGUAAAAGCCAUGCCAAAAAAGACACUAAAACCUAGUGCAGUCUUCUACCUAUCCAGCCCCUGUCAAAUUGCCCAACCCAUGCCAACAUGGAAAAUGGAUGUUAAAUGAUGAUACAUGUGCAUAUAUAUAUGUAUGUUUAUAUUCAUACACCUCUGGUUGACCUCUCUUUCCUUCUAUGUUCCUCUUUAGAUUCUUACCAUCUUCAUAUCUUUCUUUCUUGUUCCCUUCCCCACACAUUGCCCAUAUUCACCCAUAUAAAGCGGGAUAGUACUGCUUACUCCUACACAACCGAUCUCAUCAAUACUUCAUCUCUUUCUUUCUUAGUAACCCUUGACCUUUGAUACUAAUCCUUUCCCCUUUUACCUAUACUUUCUAAAAGAUAAAAGAUUUGUAGAAAGCAAAAAAAAAAAAA